GGAAAAACAUGUCGAGGAAAACAAACAUCGUGAAAGCUGUCCUGUGGUGAAAAGGCGAAAAUUUCUACCUCAGUUCAUUACAUUUGGGACGGCAUUUCACAAAGGCCAUCUGCAACUGAACGUCACCUAAAUAUUUAGAAUAGGACGUACAUUUCGGAAAAGACUCAAGGAUUCAUAAUUUUAUGAAUUGGGGUCGUUCAAGUACAAACAAACGGUACGUACAGUAGCUCAGUAAAACAAGAUUGUGUUUGGCUUUCGGUAUUUUGCUCUGAUCGGAAACUGAUUAUUUUCCCCCGACAUGAUUCGGACAGCUUGGAGAGCUGUUUCAAGAGCCCCUGAUUUCCACAAAAACAUCGGUGCACUUAAAAUCAAACAUGUGAAAUUAGUUCGCCGUGGUUGCAAUGGGUCGCCUCACCGAUCCAAGUCCACGGCUGCUGCGCCUCAAAAAAAGACCGAUGACGAAAUUUGUCCAGCGGAAAAAUCAGUGAACUCCCAAGCCGGCCUGGAAACAACAUUAAAAGGAACAGGAGGGCAAAGAUUAGGCAACGAUGGACAUCCUUCCAUUGAUCUCACUUUUAACAACGCACAUGAAGCUUUCAGAAGUAAAUCCACUUUGGAGUUGAUGAGAGCGUUGUUUGUGUUCAACCUGUGCUCUGUGAAUUUCUUGGUGGAACGAAAUAAAGAGAUUCUCAAAAUGGUCCGAAAGUUACUCGGAAAGAGGCUCUUCACCAAAGUGAUGAAAAUGACAUUUUACGGUCACUUUGUGGCUGGUGAGGAUCAUAUAGCUAUAAGACCCGUCAUCACACGUAACAGACAGUAUGGCGUCAAGUCUAUCCUGGAUUACAGUGUGGAGGAAGAUUUGUCAACUGAGGAGGCUGUUACUGCAGAGAUGAUGAGCACAGUAUCUGAGGAUCAACCAGAUGACCUCCCUCAAGAUGACACAACAAAGAAGUUUCGAGCUCACAAGGAGUUUGGUGACAGGCGUACGGGGGUAAUCAGCGCCCGGACUUAUUUCUACGAGGGAGAAGCCCAGUGUAACAAAAACAUGAAGACAUUCCUGAAUUGCAUUGAUGCAGUGUCAGAUGCGACAGAUGGUUCAGGAUUUGCAGCCAUAAAGUUAACUGCCCUUGGACGGCCACAGUUAUUGCUGCAGAUGUCGGAAGUGUUGGUACAAACACGAGUCUUCUUCAGGAAAUUCUGUUCAGGAUCAGGUGGCGAUACAUUCCUGAGCCGAAUCCAGCAGGGAACGCUGGACGCGACCGACAGUAUGGGGGUUCCCUUCAGCAGAGACGAGGCCAGGAACUGGCUAACGGUGCUGGACCUCAAGAUGAGUGACGUGGCAAGUACAGAUGAAUUGCAAGACAUUGCAGGGAGCACAGAUUUACUGGACUGGGAUAAUCUAAUGCGAGUGAAUGUGAACCUGUCCAAACUGUUUGUCGUUCCAAACUUAAAGACGGGUAAACUGGAAUCCCUGGUGACAGCACUUACCAAGAAGGAAGAAACUGAAAUGAAGAACAUGUUACAGCGUAUUAAUACCGUUGCACAGUACGCAGUGGAGAAGGGUGUUCGUGUGAUGAUAGACGCAGAGCAGUCGUACUUCCAACCAGCAAUCAGCCGCCUCACCAUGGAGAUGAUGAGGAAGUUCAACAGGAACGGAGCCUUCAUCUUCAACACUUACCAGAGUUAUCUGAAGCAAGCCUCUCACAACAUCAUGCUGGACAUGGAUCUAGCCAAUCGGGAAGGGUUUUACUUUGGCGCUAAGGUGGUGCGUGGGGCUUACAUGGAGCAGGAAAGAGAGCGCGCCGCGACGUUACACUAUGAGGAUCCCAUCAAUCCCACCUAUGAGGCGACAACUGUGAUGUACCACGGGAUCAUGCAUAACGUCAUGGCGGAGAUCAGACGCAGAGAGAUGGGGAAGAUUGCCGUCAUGGUGGCCAGCCAUAAUGAGGACACCGUGCGGUACACUGUCGAAAAGAUGAAGGAGUUUGGAAUUCGGCCCUCUGACCGCGUCAUCUGCUUCGGUCAACUCUUUGGCAUGUGUGACCAAGUAUCCUUCCCUCUGGGUCAAGCGGGUUACUCAGUAUACAAGUAUGUCCCUUAUGGUCCAGUGGAGGAUGUUAUCCCUUACCUGUCCAGGAGAGCCAUGGAGAACAAAGGCAUGUUGGCCAAAGUACAGAAAGAGAAACGCCUGCUCCGCACCGAAAUCAAAUCCAGACUGAAGAAAGGACAACUGUUCUUCACUCCUCCUCAGUAGUAACUAGUGCCAUUUGAUCUAUAGUCUGUGGAUUACCAGUACUGUGGUUCUGUGAGUUUUUCUUGUGUAAAGUGGUACGUGUAGAUGCAAGCAGUGCGGGGUUGUGUUUAAAGUCUGAGGUGUGUUGAAUUUAGAGGCACACCAAAAAUAUGAGAAGAAAAAAACAACAAAAAUAC
Molecule: messenger RNA, 2430 nt
Organism: Liolophura sinensis
Lineage: Eukaryota; Metazoa; Mollusca; Polyplacophora; Chitonida; Chitonidae
Product: proline dehydrogenase 1, mitochondrial-like
Exons: 13
Coding region: 299-2254 (651 amino acids)
Cellular component (GO): mitochondrion
Molecular function (GO): FAD binding; proline dehydrogenase activity
Source: RefSeq, a predicted model, not a curated record